Messenger RNA from Caenorhabditis briggsae, 633 nucleotides. RefSeq names its product Protein CBR-SRT-47 (gene Cbr-srt-47). The transcript is spliced from 4 exons. NCBI's taxonomy places the organism in Eukaryota, Metazoa, Nematoda, Chromadorea, Rhabditida, Rhabditidae. Bases 1 to 633 code for a protein of 210 amino acids. The record is from RefSeq and is a predicted model, not a curated record.
AUGUGGUGCAUGGCAUGUGCCACUACAGUAUCCCUAUUCGCCAAUCGUAUUAUGAGCAUUGCUUUUCAUGAAUAUGCGGAUGUAAUUGAGAAGAAAUUGGCCUAUUUUUCAAUUUGCUUUUCAAUUUUCUAUGGAUUGUAUAUGUUCUUUUUUACCCCAUCGAUUUGUUAUAAUUCUGUUUGGAUUUCAUGGAUUCCGGACCCAUUGUCUGAAAUGGUACCAAGCGAGGCGGCUACACAAAUGUACAAAAACAAGCCUCAAGCCUGGAACAACUGGAUUUUCGUCACCUGUAUGUUCCUUUUAUUUUCAAUCUAUUGUGCGAUGAUCAAGAAAAUCGCACGGGGUCAGAAAUCGAAGGCAUCAAUGGCGAUUUUCUUCCAAUGCAUCAUAAUCUGUUUCUUUAACACUGUCUCUGCUCUUAUCUACAACGCGUUAUCAUUCAUCACCCCAUCCUUCUGGAUUCUUCUAUCGGGACAACUGUGUUGGUCCAUCAAUCACGGGUGUCCCGCGUUGAUUUAUGUCACAAUGAAUGAAACGAUCAAGCGGGAAUUCAAAAAAUUGGUUUUCGGAAUCAAGAGCAAGAAAAUCAGCAACACCUCAUCUAUCAAUACAGCAUCAAUGUCGAGAAUUUGA